UUUUUUUUUAACCCCCGACUCUCCCCACGAACCCUUUCUGUUCUUUCAAUUUUAAUAUCGUAUCAUAAUCAUGUAAAUAUACACGAAUUAAAUUUUAUCGAAUUUUUUGGAGUCUUCAUCCAAUAGAGUAAUGACAAUUUGAGAAUUAUAUACAACUUACAGGCGUGGUGGGAGAGAGUUGGGUGAACGCGCUUAAGGAACGCGUGGGCGGUCCAACAUAAUCCUCCGAUCACAGCACGCAAUCAACUGUUGCAUUUACAGCCGUUAGAUAAUGAUAAUGAUGCCAAUGGUCUGCCGCCUCGUCUCGUCUCUCGACAUACCACAUGCCACGUAAUCGGGGGACUAGAAUAGUAAAUUGCCACCACGCUCGUUUAGGGCGGCUGCCACAGAUCAGUCAAAUCCCUCGUUGACUGUGCCCACCCUUUCUUAGCUUUUAUUCAAUUCCUCGCCGAUCCCCUUCUCUAUAAAACCAUCUCCCCACCUUUCUUUGCUCUCGACCCUACACUCUUUUGUUUCAUUUUAGCACUGCAAAUUAGAACCGCGACGAAUCGAGAAUAUGGCGCCCAAGGAGAAAGUUGCCGGAGUUAAGCCUAGCGCCAACGCCAAGGAGGUGCAUUUCAGGGGCGUUAGGAAGAGACCGUGGGGGAGAUACGCCGCCGAGAUCAGGGAUCCAGGGAAGAAGAGCCGUGUAUGGCUUGGAACUUUUGAUACGGCGGAGGAAGCCGCCAAGGCGUACGACUCCGCCGCCCGGGAGUUUCGCGGCGCCAAGGCGAAGACCAACUUUCCUUUGGUUUCUGAGAAUCUGAACAACAAUAAUCAGAGUCCGAGCCAGAGCAGCACCGUGGAGUCUUCCAGCCGGGAGGGAUUUUCGCCGGCUCUAAUGGUUGAUUCCUCUCCAUUGGAUCUUAAUCUGCUGCACGGAGGUGGCGUCGGCGUUGGCGUUGGCGUCGGCGUUGGUGCUGCUGCUGGAUAUGCCACUGCCUUGAGAUUUCCGUUUCAGCAUCAUCAGUUUCAAGUUUCCUCCCCUUCGCCGGCUGCCGGAAUUGUUCCGACCGGAGGCUUGCCUGCGGCGAAUCACCUUUUCUACUUUGACGCGAUGUUACGGACUGGGAGAGUGAAUCAAGAUUUUCAGAGACUGAGGUUCGACCGUGCGGCGUCUGAUUUCCGCGCCGCGCUUACCGGUGGGGUCCAGAGCGAUUCCGACUCAUCAUCUGUGGUUGAUUUGAACCACAACGAUCUCAAGCCUCGCGCACGCGUUCUCAUCGAUCUCGAUCUGAACCGCCCUCCCCCGCCUGAAAUCGCCUGAAUACUUCUCUGAUCUUUGCGUCCUCACUGGAUAACGUUUCAAUUCGUUUUUUUUUUUCCCUUGAAAAAUUUUCUCUUUUCUUAUCUAUUCUACCAUAGGAAGAAAAUAGGCAAAAAGAAAAAAACAAAAUUUAGGAAGAAAAGUGGUUGCGAUGGCUUGAGAGUCCCAUCUCCAUGUGUAUAGCUGAUCUCUUUUUUGCAACAGAGAAAUCAAGCGUUUCUCACAGUUGUUGGUAACAAGUAACUGCUGUUUCAGAUGUACUCUGUUUUUGUUCAAGGAGCAAUUGACGAUUUCUUGAA
Messenger RNA from Vitis vinifera (wine grape), 1605 nucleotides. RefSeq names its product ethylene-responsive transcription factor 4-like. The transcript has a single exon. Gene Ontology annotation, molecular function: DNA-binding transcription factor activity; DNA binding. Lineage: Eukaryota; Viridiplantae; Streptophyta; Magnoliopsida; Vitales; Vitaceae. Bases 557 to 1306 code for a protein of 249 amino acids. Gene Ontology annotation, biological process: regulation of DNA-templated transcription. The record is from RefSeq and is a predicted model, not a curated record.